AUGGAUUUGUGGACAGUGUUCAGGGGGGCUAUUUUGUUAGUCGGCGGACAAGCCCCUGAAGAUAGUUUGGAUUCUUCAGAAAUAUUUCCUAAUGUGCCUGCAGUACCGGGUUUGCCUUGCGUUGGAGAAGAUCCAUCUAUAGGAGAGGUGCCAGACGGUGGAGAAAGUUGUAUAGAAUCAAUGGACAUAUCUUCCAGGCAAAACGGUUUAAUAGAUGCAAGCUUCUGGUUCACAAAAAAGUGUCACAAACUUGUCCAGAAACCCUGCACCAAUGAGCACGUCGAACCGAUUGUCAAAGAUGACCCUCCGUCUGGCACGAUCGCCUCCAGCCAACUAAACCUAGCAGGCGGUGAUGAUCAGAAGCACCAGAGUUUGGGACAAACUCUGUCCAACAAUUCGGGGCUCAACAAUAAGCAGGGACAGAUGACUGUUGAAAGGUUGGCUGGUGAAGAUGGAGAUGCCAAUGAUGAUAAACGUGGAGAGGAGAUUGCUGCAGAAACAGGUGGUCAAAGACAAUACUCAUUGAGUGACUUUGAGUUAAUCAGAGUUAUAGGACGUGGCAGUUACGCCAAAGUGCUUAUGGUCGAAUUGAGGAAGACUAGGAGAAUUUAUGCUAUGAAGGUUAUUAAAAAGGCUUUGGUCACGGAUGAUGAAGAUAUCGAUUGGGUGCAAACUGAGAAACAUGUAUUUGAAACUGCUUCAAACCAUCCAUUUUUGGUCGGGUUGCAUUCGUGCUUCCAAACACCCAGCAGGUUGUUCUUUGUGAUUGAGUUUGUUCGUGGUGGUGACCUGAUGUUCCAUAUGCAGAGACAACGAAGAUUGCCAGAAGAGCAUGCCAGGUUCUACGCUGCUGAAAUCAGUCUUGCAUUGAAUUUCUUGCACGACAAGGGUAUCAUUUAUCGAGAUCUGAAACUGGACAAUGUUCUGUUGGAUCACGAGGGACAUAUUAAAUUGACUGAUUACGGUAUGUGCAAAGAAGGUAUUCGGCCUGGUGAUACUACAUCUACGUUCUGCGGAACUCCAAAUUACAUAGCUCCUGAAAUACUUAGAGGUGAAGACUACGGUUUCAGUGUGGACUGGUGGGCAUUGGGGGUCCUGUUGUACGAAAUGUUAGCAGGCAGAUCACCCUUUGAUAUUGCAGGAGCAUCCGAGAAUCCUGAUCAGAACACGGAGGACUAUUUGUUCCAAGUUAUCUUAGACAAAACUAUUCGUAUACCCAGAUCUCUGAGUGUCAAAGCUGCAUCAGUACUUAAAGGUUUUCUUGUGAAGGAUCCUGCAGGCAGGUUAGGUUGUCACAAGGAAGGAGGUUUUAUGGACAUCGUCAAUCAUCAGUUCUUCAAAGCCAUCGACUGGGGAAAUGCUCGAGCAGAAGCAGGUUGCGCCCCCUUUCAAGCCCCGCCUGGAGUCCGACCGAGAUUUGGCCAAUUUUCCGCCGGAGUUCACAGACGAACCGGUUCAUUUGACGCCGGACGACGAGCAUGUCAUCGACAAGAUAGACCAGACCGAGUUCGAAGGCUUCGAGUACGUGAAUCCUCUCCUGAUGUCGCUCGAAGACUGCGUCUGACGAAACGCUCCCCCGACGCCGAACACUUUAAAAAAAUUGAAAGAGAAGAGGUCUUCUUUAAAAAAGAAGACCUCCGAAGACGACAGCGACAACAGCACACCGCCACCUUUACCACCAUUGAGAUAUUUCGAGAACCAGAAAUGCGAACUGCACCCGGACAGACCCUAUAUGCUGACAAACGCCCUGCACUCUUCGGAAUUCUCCUCGGAGAUCGAUUCCUCGGACUUCGAUCAAGGUAACUUUUUACAUCACUACGUGGUCAGUAGGCAUUAUCAGGAGCAGCAGUUCAGGCACCAGGAUAAUAAUGGUCAGGAUAAUGAUCACCAUUACGAGAAUCAGAUGUGUUUUCAGAAUAUAGACGGGACGACCGGGUUUCCGAUACAUAUUAAUGGGUACGAUGGCUUAGAUUUGCCGGCUAGGGGCGAUGAUGAUAGAUUGAUGCAAAGUAGCGAUGAUUACGAUGAAGUUCCGUCUGAUGAUAAUAAUGGGGUAGUUGAGGGUAAAAAUGGAAAGAAGCAGGGAGGGAACAAGGCGAUUUUGAGACAUAUGUUUUGUUUGCCUUCGAACUAAAUUUUUUUUUGCUUUUCUAUAAUAUUCACUGGAGGUAAUUGGUGUGGUAUCAAGUAUUUCAUACACACAAUCUAACCUUCGAAUAACAAUUUUAUCAUAAGGGGGCGUCCAUCAACCACGUAUUACCAAGAGGAAAUAGGGAUCCAAAAAUCCUUAGAAAAUUUGUAACCUGAAUUUAAAAAAAAAAUCCAGAAUUUUUCAUAAAAAUUUCCAAAAGUUUAGGUACUAAAUGUACAUAUAAUUGUUUGGAGAUGAAGGGGUAAUUUUUUAUAAUAAUUUUCCAACCAAGGGAGAGGAGGGUUGCUCCUAAAUAGAUAGAUAAUUUUUUAGUUUUGAAGUUACGGAGGUUUCACUCAUUGAUUUUGUACUUAUUAACUUUUUUCCGUGCAUUUUUAUAAAGCACCAGUUGAUAUUUUAUAUUAUAAUUUUUAUUUAUGUGGGUGUUUUAAACCACGUAAUUAAUGGACGUUCUCUAGGAGCCAGGGAUGGGGUUAAUAAAUAAUACAAAUUCAAAAAUUUUCAUAAAAAUUACAAAAAUUUAACAUUUUUUCUAUGUGCCAAAAAUGCACGUAGUGUUAGUUGGGGAUGGAGUAAUUUUUUAUAAUAAUUUUCCCUCCAAGGCGGAGGAGGGUCCAGAAAAUUUUUAAAAAUCGAUCACGUGAUCAAUGGACGCCCCCUCAGAGACGAGAUUUUUAAGGGAAAAGGGGGUUUGAUAAAAAAUCCCUCCCCAUCACGUGGGGGAGGAAGGGGUAUAGUAAGAUAAUUUUGAAUUUUUUUAAAAUUCA
This is a messenger RNA of Ctenocephalides felis (cat flea), 2919 nucleotides long. Its product is annotated as atypical protein kinase C-like. The transcript has 12 exons. The record is from RefSeq and is a predicted model, not a curated record. NCBI's taxonomy places the organism in Eukaryota, Metazoa, Arthropoda, Insecta, Siphonaptera, Pulicidae. The coding region runs from base 1 to 1803 and encodes 600 amino acids. Gene Ontology annotation, biological process: protein phosphorylation. Gene Ontology annotation, molecular function: protein kinase activity; ATP binding.